UGCAUUAUUUCCGUGUGUGUGCAUUAGGAUACUAUGUGAGAAUGGCCUCAGCAGUGGAGAGGACGGAUGAUCUGGUGCGAGAGUAUCUGAUAUACCGCGGUUUCACCAGCACACUGAAGCACCUGGACUCAGAGAUCAAAGCAGACAAAGAGAAAGGCUUCAGAGUUGAUAAGAUCAUCGAUCAGCUCCAGCAGCUGAUUCAGAGUUAUGAUCUGACGGGUCUGAAGGAGUACUGGGCGUAUCUGGACCGCAGGCUCUUCUCCAGACUGGAGGACGUCUACAGACCCACCGUCAACAAACUGAGGACCAGUCUGUACCGCUUCUACCUCAUUCACACCGUUCAGAUGAAGAAUACAGAGAAGACGCAGGAGUUUUUCCUGAAGCAGGUGCUGGAGCUGCAGGCUCAGCCGGAGUGGCGUGAUUGGUUCGCUCUGCCCUUCAUCCCGGCGCCGGAGCAGAAUCCCUCCUUCUCUCCGUAUUUCUCCCGCCAGUGGGCCGACACCUUCCUGGUGUCUCUGCACAACUUCCUGAGCGUCCUCUUCCAGUGCAUGCCUCAGCCUGUGCUCUUGAGCUUCGACAGUGAAGUACAGAGAAUCAAAACUGUGCAGGAGGAGAACGAGGAGCUCAGACAGAUGGUGAGGUCUUCACUGUUUAGUAGUUCAGUUGGUUUAGUUAGUUACGCCUAUAUUAAUUUAAGAAACUUCUUCUCCACCUUCCUCCCUCAGACCCGACGGGCCCCUGGGAAAACGGCCCCGGGGCCACAAUCCUCGCCCUGGAAGGACCCCGCCGUUACGCAGUCUGCGAAAGCAAAAGAUCUGCCUUCCGCAAAAGACUUGAAGAUGCCCACUGUUUCAACGGCGACGGUGGAUUUGACCACAGGUCAUUCCCGACAGAGACGACAGCAUGACCACGAGAAAGAGAGAAAACAGCUGCUCUCCAGGCUCCCACAACAGAGCUCGGAGAAGAAAACCGAUUCGGAUCCAGACGCUCAAACCGAAGCUCUUCCUGAUCAAACAGACUCCACCAAUCAGACGCGAGUCUGUGAAGUGGGCGGAGCUUCAGUGGAGCAGCCCUUCAUUAAGCUGAGUCAGGAGGAGUACGGAGAGCAUCACUCAUCCAUCAUGCACUGCAGGGUGGACUGCUCCGGCAGGAGAGUGGCCAGUCUGGAUGUGGACGGGGUGGUGAAGGUUUGGGCUUUCAAUCCCAUCAUGCAAACCAAAGCCACUAUCAUGUCCAAGUCCCCGCUGCUGUCUCUGGAAUGGGCAGCCAAACCCGACAGACUGCUGUUGCUCGGCAGUGGCGUCGGCACGGUAAAACUUUACGACACGGAGGCCAAGAAGAGCCUGUACGAGAUGUCAAUAGACGACGUCCAUCCACGGAUUCUGUCGCUGGCCUGCAGUCCGAGCGGAACGUCGUUCGUUUGCGCCGCCGCGGCUCAAGCUGCUCAUUCUGGUGUUGUGAUGGAGGGCGAUGCACGAGUUUCGGCUCCCGUAUCCGGACAGCUGCUGCUGUGGGACACCAAAACCGUCAAACAGCAGCUGCAGUUUGCGCUGGAGCCGGGGCCGGUCGCUAUAAACUGUACGGCGUUUAACCACAACGGAAACCUGCUGGUGACCGGAGCCGCAGACGGGAUGAUACGACUGUUCGACAUGCAGCGCUAUGAGAGUGCAUUGAGCUGGAAGGCUCAUGAUGGUGAAGUGUACAGCGUGGAGUUCAGCUACGACGAGAACACCGUCUUCAGCAUCGGAGAGGAUGGGAAGUUUGUUCAGUGGAAUAUCCACCGCUGUGGCGUGAAACAGUCGGAGUACUCGCUGUCCCAGGAUGCCGUGGGGCCGUUUGUCCUGUCGGGUUACAGUGGUUAUAAACAGGUUCAGGUUCCACGCGGUCGACUCUUUGCUUUCGACUCUGAGGGGCAACACGUUCUCACCUGCUCCAGCAGCGGAGGAGUUAUCUACCGGUUGAAUAAGGCGGACGCUGGUCUGGAAAGCGUCUUGUCUCUCGGCGGUCAUAAAGCGCCCGUCGUGACGGUUGAUUGGUGCUCAGCGAUGGACUGCGGCACCUGCCUCACCGCGUCUAUGGACGGCAAGAUCAAACUUAGCACGCUGCUCGCUCAGAAACCCUGAGCUCACAAAUCAAGUACAGCAGAUCUGAAAUGAUGAUGAUUGAAGCAGAAUGUCUGCUAUAGUUUAAAUCACAUGAUGUCUUAUGAAGCAAUCAUUCCUGACAGGUGACCAUUAGAAUAUCAAAGCAAUGUUACUGAUUCAAAGACAACAAAUCUGCAUUUCCACUGAAUGAUAAAACAGACCAUAUAGAUCCUGAGAGUGGUGACAUAUUAUAUUUUUCACAAAGCAUUUAUGGUUCUGUGUGCAUUAGUGACGAACGAUGAACAAAUGUUCAGUGAGGAAGGGCAUUACCUUCACAUUAAUGUUUCUGUCCUUCUAAGAUGAUGUUUAUUUCUUACUUCUGGAACCAUAAAAUAGAGCUUAGCCAAGUAAUAAACUAUUUGAAUGAUGUUCAUAAACAUUUUUUUUGCAUCCUGUUGAACAAUAAAAUCAAAUAUGAUCAACCAAA
Messenger RNA from Sinocyclocheilus rhinocerous, 2571 nucleotides. RefSeq names its product WD repeat-containing protein 91-like. Gene Ontology annotation, biological process: early endosome to late endosome transport; negative regulation of phosphatidylinositol 3-kinase/protein kinase B signal transduction. Bases 42 to 2123 code for a protein of 693 amino acids. Gene Ontology annotation, molecular function: phosphatidylinositol 3-kinase inhibitor activity; protein binding. Lineage: Eukaryota; Metazoa; Chordata; Actinopteri; Cypriniformes; Cyprinidae. The record is from RefSeq and is a predicted model, not a curated record. Gene Ontology annotation, cellular component: late endosome membrane; early endosome membrane. The transcript has 15 exons.